Athalia rosae (coleseed sawfly) is the source of this 4499-nucleotide messenger RNA. Its product is annotated as RNA helicase aquarius. Gene Ontology annotation, molecular function: helicase activity; mRNA binding. Lineage: Eukaryota; Metazoa; Arthropoda; Insecta; Hymenoptera; Athaliidae. The record is from RefSeq and is a predicted model, not a curated record. Gene Ontology annotation, biological process: mRNA splicing, via spliceosome. The transcript is spliced from 14 exons. The coding region runs from base 56 to 4417 and encodes 1453 amino acids. Gene Ontology annotation, cellular component: catalytic step 2 spliceosome.
UAUGAUUGCAUCGCGGUGUUAAAAAGAGACUCUUAAUUAUUGCUACCAUUCAAAAAUGGAAAAUCCCGGGACUCCGACACUGGUCAAAACAAACAAUCCGGCUCCAACGGUUGAACAAAUAAAUGCCGACAGAAUAACUCAGUUGGCAAAUAAGUAUUGGGCUCCUCACACGACCGACUCACAUCUCAAAUUCGACCCACAAAUAGUUGAAGACGUGUACAUUCAAGAAAUAUGUGCUUCAAAGUUUUCAAUUCGACGCAUAAUGAUGCUAGAGUUCAGUCAAUACCUAGAAAAUUAUCUGUGGCCAAAUUACAUUACAAAAGAGGCAUCGCACAGCCACAUGAUGUCAGUGGUUGUCAUGCUGAAUGAAAAGUUUCGAGAGCGAGUUCAAGUUUGGGAAGCUUUUGCCAAAAAUCCCGAACAUUUUCCUGGGUUCUUUCAACAAGUUCUCGAGGCUUGUCUCCAAGAGAGUAUUAUGGACUUUGACCUCAAAGAGCAAACAGCACUGAUCGUCUUCUUGAAUCAUUGUUUCAAUUCGAUGGAGGUAGCACUAGUGAGGAAUGAAGUGAAAAGGCUUGUAUCUUUAUCCAUGUGGGUCUCACUGCAACAGGGGAGGCGCGAGUUUGAGUUUAGAAAAUUUCCCAAGUGGAGAAAGUAUUGGAAAAUCAUACAAAAAAAAGAUAACCCAGAGCUUAAGGAAAAAUUGGACUGGGAAAGAAGAUUUCUACAGCGGCUUAUGGUCAAGUUCAUGACUGUUCUGGAAACUAUAACUCCUGAAGGACCACUGUUGCCCGAUAAGGUACAUUAUUGUGAGAGGUUCCUGGAGCUGGUCAUUGACUUGGAAGCUCUUUUACCUACCAGACGCUUUUUCAACACAGUUAUGGACGAUAGUCAUCUAGUCGUACGUUGUCAACUUUCCAACUUGGUGCAUCGCCCAGAAGGAGGACUCUUCAACCAGCUGCUGGAGAUGCUCAAAUUUUACGCAAGAUUUGAGAUUAGCGAGGAAACCGGAGAUCCCCUUACCGAUCAUGACAUGACGCAGCUACACUAUACGAAAAUUACAUCACUUCAGAAGGCUGCCUUUGCGAAAUUUCCGGAUCUACGUAGUUUUGCGCUGGCAAAUGUGGCGAGUGUCGAUACCAGAGAAACGCUCCAUAAGCACUUCGGGGCCCUGAGUCAGGAAAAACUGCGAUCAAUCGCUACAUAUCUGAACCUCGUCCCACCCGAGGAGCGGGAAGCGGAUGAAAAUUGGUACCGAUUAGACUUGGACUUUCUACGAGAAUUACUGAUAUCGAGACACGAACGACGGUCAUCGCAACUCGAGGAAUUAAAUGAGAUGCCGCUCUACCCGACCGAAGAGGUCGUUUGGAACGAAAGUAUCGUCCCAACUGAAUAUUUUUCCGGUGAAGGAUGUCUGGCGCUACCAAAAUUGAAUCUUCAAUUCUUAACGCUUCACGAUUAUCUACUCAGGAACUUCAAUCUUUUCAGGCUCGAAUCCACCUAUGAAAUACGACAGGAUAUCGAGGACUCCGUCAGCAGAUUGAGCCCAUGGCGCGCUGAAGACGAUAGCGUUUAUUAUGGCGGAUGGGCCAGAAUGGCACAACCGAUAACACAGUUUGCCGUUGUUGAGGUAGCAAAACCGAACAUAGGAGAGAAUAGGCCUUCCCGCGUAAGAGCGGACGUUACCGUUAAUCUGAGUGUCCGUAAAGAGAUCAAAACGGAAUGGGAGAGCCUCAGGAAGCACGACGUCUGCUUUUUAAUUUCCAUCAAGCCUCCCAACACAAUUGGUACUAAGUACAGUCACAAGCUACCAUUUGUGCCCCAGGUUGGUUUAACGACCGUCCGUGGAUGCGAGAUUGAGGGUAUGCUGGAUUCUAACGGAAGGGUCAUAGAGGAUGGCCCUGAACCGAGACCUGUACUGCCUGGUGAGAACAGGACUUACCGUGUGUGGUUGGAUUCCAAUCAAUACCGCAUAGAUAUGGAUAUGGCGAGUCAUGGGAAGGAGGAUGUCUACGAGGGAUUCAAUAUAAUUAUGAGACGUAAACCGAAAGAAAAUAACUUCAAGGCAGUUCUCGAGACCAUCAGGGAGCUGAUGAACACGGAGUGCGUUGUACCCGAUUGGCUCCACAACAUCAUUCUUGGAUACGGGGAUCCUGGCGCUGCGCAAUAUUUCAGAAUGCCUGACGAAAUUGCGACGAUGGAUUUCAACGACACUUUUCUGAAUAUCGAUCACCUCAAGGCAAGUUUUCCAGGCUAUGAAAUCAACAUCAAGGAAACCGACGAGAGCAAAUUGGUCAGACCGUUUCGAUUAACGUUUGAGGAGGUAAUCGAUAGACGGAACAAGCUUCCUGUGAAAAAAGUCAUCGUCGUCGAACCCCACGUUCCUCCGAGCCGCGGACCGUACAAAGCCAACGAACCAAAGAGAAAUCAGAUCCCCUUCACACCGACGCAAGUAGAAGCAAUUCGUGCUGGGAUGCAACCCGGACUGACUUUGGUGGUCGGACCCCCCGGAACCGGUAAAACGGACGUCGCUGUUCAAAUAAUAUCAAAUCUCUACCACAAUUUUCCUAAUCAACGUACGUUGAUCGUGACACAUUCGAAUCAGGCCCUCAAUCAAUUGUUCGAAAAAAUCAUGGCGCUGGACAUAGACGAACGACAUCUUUUGCGUCUCGGUCAUGGCGAGGAAGCACUUGAGACUGAAAAAGAUUUCAGCCGAUACGGAAGGGUCAAUUACGUUCUAGCAAAGAGAUUGGAUCUACUAAUGGAAGUUCAAAGAUUGCAGGAAUCUCUUGACGUCAAAGGGGACGUCGCUUAUACAUGUGAAACAGCGGGGCACUUUUUCAUGUACCAAGUGCUCGCUAGAUGGGAACGAUUCAACGGCAGAAUCAAGCAAAGGUCCGGAAAAAAUCCAUCUCCUGGCAUAAUCUCCGACGAAUUUCCAUUCCACAAAUUUUUCGAUAAUGCGCCGCAACCACUGUUCAAGCAAAAAUCGUACGACGAGGAUAUGGAAAUCGCGCAAGGUUGUUUCAGGUACAUCGAAAGGAUGUUUACUCAACUUGAAGAGUUUCGUGCCUUUGAACUACUCCGAUCGGGGCUUGACAGGUCAAAAUAUUUACUGGUGAAAGAGGCGAAGGUCAUAGCGAUGACUUGUACCCACGCAGCGCUCAAGAGACGGGAACUGGUUGACAUGGGAUUCAAAUACGACAACAUACUUAUGGAAGAAUCUGCCCAAAUAUUGGAAAUCGAAACUUUCAUACCACUGCUACUCCAGAAUCCACAAGACGGUUACAAUCGAUUGAAGCGUUGGAUAAUGAUCGGUGAUCACCAUCAGUUACCUCCUGUGAUAAAAAAUAUGGCUUUUCAGAAAUAUUCCAAUAUGGAACAGUCGCUUUUCGCACGAUUCGUGAGGCUCGGAGUUCCUACGGUUGAUUUAGACGGCCAAGGUCGAGCCAGGCCUAGCAUAUGUAAUCUUUACAACUGGCGUUACAAACAGCUCGGCAACCUGGAACAUGUGAAGAAGAGCCCCGAGUAUCUCGUUGCUAACGCCGGUUUCGUUUUUGACUUUCAAUUGAUCAACGUGGAAGACUUCAAUGGCGUCGGCGAGAGCGAACCCAGUGCCUACUUCUACCAAAACCUCGCCGAAGCUGAAUACUGCGUCGCGGUUUUUAUGUACAUGCGUUUACUGGGCUAUCCCGCGGACAGAAUCAGCAUACUGACCACUUACAACGGUCAGAAGCAUCUCGUCAGGGAUGUGAUCAAUAUCAGAUGCGCGAAUAAUCCGCUGAUCGGUCGCCCGAACAAAGUUACCACCGUGGACAAGUAUCAGGGUCAGCAGAAUGAUUAUAUAUUGUUGUCUCUCGUGAAAACGCGAGCGGUCGGUCAUUUGAGAGACGUCAGACGUCUCGUCGUCGCCAUGUCCCGUGCCAGGCUCGGUCUCUAUGUUUUCGCCAGAGUUUCUCUCUUCAAAAACUGCUUCGAACUGACGCCGGCGUUUGAUCAGCUGAUGCAGCGACCGUUGAAGCUUCACAUACUACCGCAAGAGACUUACCCAGCCCAGAGAUUGAACGAGGGUCCGUUACCACCCGUUUCAGAGCCACCGAUCGUCAUCGAGGAUAUGCCUCACAUGGCGAAGUUUGUUUACGAUUACUACGUCGAAAAAGUGAGCAGCAUGAAGGCGCAGAUAAACAGCACGCAAAAGGAGUGGCAGAAACCCGGUACAACGCAAAGAGCCCUCAGCCCGACUCAUCAUGUCCCUGCGCAUCCCGGUGCCGACGAUGACACGGAUGACGAGGACGAACAAACUCGUAUUACAACCGGCAAUGAAUCUACAGAGGAGGAUGGAAAAGCGCCAGAAGAGGCAACGGACGAGCCAAUGCCGAUUCAGAAUUUACUCAGUGAGCGUAUGGACGACAGCUGAGCACUGCUCGAGGACCAGAGAAGCAAUUUUCGUACCUCUACAGAAUUACUUUAUCCGAAUAAAGUAAAAUUUUGAUACCUGA